UUUAAAUUAAUUAUAAAUACACAAACAAAAAUGAAUUGCUUAAGUAUUUCAGCUGGUAACUAGUGUGAUUCUUGCACAUAACUUUUAGCCAACUCAUUUAAAGUGAAGUCAGAUAUGGUUUCUUCGAAUUUGAAAGGGACAUUUGCUUUCUACGGAACUGUUUUAGCCGGCAAAGCUUUAGUUCUCGCUGGAUUAACAAUAGUCAAACGUUUACAGAGAAAGUCAUUUGCGGGAAGUCCACCUCAUCCUGAAGUUAGAGCUGUACAAAGAUGUCAUGUGAAUGAUAUGGAGAGUUUAGUACCUUUUCUAUUUCUUGGCUUUAUCUACUGUAAAACAAAUCCAUCGGCUAAAGUUGGAAUAUGGCUGUUUCGAGUUUUUGCAUUGGCACGCUUUCUACAUACACCAGCCUAUUUAUAUACGGAGGGAACUUUUCCCCGUGCACAAAUAUUUCUCGUCGGAUACUUUGUAAACAUUUAUUUGGCAUUAAAAUGUAUUAGUCAUUAUUCAAAAAUGUACUAGCUGCUGAAUAUAUGUAUAUAUAUGUACAUUUAUGUUUCACGUCAAGGAAACAGUUUUUUAGCGAAUGAUCUUUGUCAUAGUACAGCAAGCAACUGACAUCUAUCAUUUCUAUUCAGUUUUACUUGUCCUCGCGUGAUGCUGAAGGCCGUGAUUCAUUUUAUAAACUCUUCUAAAGGCUUUGUAGAAAAAGUUAUCUACGAAUGUUUUCCGUAGCUGUUAAUCUGUUUCAUAAAGUUAAUAUAUUCAUUUUAGUUUCAUGCAUGUUAAUUUAAACUUGUAAUAAGAACUUAAGCGAAAUAUAAUGCUUC
Trichobilharzia szidati is the source of this 827-nucleotide messenger RNA. Lineage: Eukaryota; Metazoa; Platyhelminthes; Trematoda; Strigeidida; Schistosomatidae. The record is from the annotation of a GenBank genome assembly.